This is a messenger RNA of Adineta ricciae, 831 nucleotides long. The record is from the annotation of a GenBank genome assembly. NCBI's taxonomy places the organism in Eukaryota, Metazoa, Rotifera, Eurotatoria, Adinetida, Adinetidae.
AUGUCAUCAUCACUCGUUUAUGAAACAUUGAAAAUAAGUCAACCAAAGCCUCAUGUAUUUCUUGUUGAACUCAAUCGACCGAAGAAAUUGAAUGCUAUGAAUGAACAAUUAUUCAAUGACUUGAAAACAUGUUUUGAACAAUUGAACAAACACGAUGAAUGUCGAGCUAUUGUAUUAACUGGUAAUGGUCGAGCGUUUAGUACCGGCAUCGACAUAAUGUAUUUGUCCAAUGCUGCUGCUGAAUCUGUUGAAAUUGAUGAUGUAGCACGAAAGGUUUUGCAUAAUCGUAAUAUGAUACAACGAAUACAAGAAUGUUUACGAGCAGUAGACAGAUGUGAAAAACCAAUCAUAGCUGCAAUUCAUGGUUUUUGUCUCGGUGCUGGUAUUGAUCUCAUCGCUUGCUGUGAUAUUCGUUAUAGUUCAAGUGAUACAACGUUUUCUAUCAAAGAAGUUGAUAUGGGUUUAGCAGCUGAUGUUGGUACUCUUCAAAUUUUGCCAAAAUUUGUUACGAAUCAUAAUAUCUUUCGUGAACUUGUUUAUACGUCACGAAAAUUCGAUACAAACGAAGCACAACAGAUUGGAUUGAUUAGUCGUGUAUUUGAUACCAGUGAAGCUAUGCUCGAUGCAGCGAUGUCUUUAGCACAUCUUAUUGCUCAAAAAAGUUCGAUAGCUGUACAAGGCUCAAAAGUCAAUUUGAAUUAUGCACGUGAUCACAAUGUAGAUGAUAAUUUUACUUUUGUACGGACAUGGAAUAGUGGUAUGUUAUUGACUGAAGAUAUUGUCAAUAGCAUUAUGGCAACACCAGUAUUGAAAGAAAAGAGUAAAUUAUGA